This is a messenger RNA of Echinostoma caproni, 585 nucleotides long. The record is from the annotation of a GenBank genome assembly. Lineage: Eukaryota; Metazoa; Platyhelminthes; Trematoda; Plagiorchiida; Echinostomatidae.
AUGGUUGGAAUUUUGUUAUCAUUUUGUUGUGUGUUCCAUUUUUUUGGUUUCAGUCUGGACGUUGGUAUUUACCAUCACGUUGCCAGUCACCACCAAGACUUGCUCAAAAAGGCCACUGAAAUCGAUAAUUUGCACAAUGUACUGCAGUUGACUGAAGAAAAAAUCUCAAACCUGUCCAGUUCUAUGGAUAAAGUCAAACGCAAAGUUCAAAUCCCCUAUGACGUAUUACAAGAGCACAUCACCCGUUUCAGACACUUGCAGUUGACUGCCGAAAUUCUGCGAAAGAUCUCUCGAAUCGCCUUGUUGGUGAAACGUGUUCAAGGCAGGUUUAUUGUUGGCACGUUUCUAACCACCUUCCUUUCUCUCUUAGCAAGAACUACAGAUUUGUCCAAGUUGUCUGCUUACCUGAACGAGAUGAAUUAUCUUUUCACUACAAUGGAUUGGAAGGGUAUUCAUGUACUGGAGUCAUAUAAACGCACCAUGGAUCAAAGUCGCGAAGAUAUGAUCAACCAAGCUUGGGGUUUGAUCAACGCGUCUUACGAGUUAGCAGACCAAGUUCAACUUGGUCUAGGUUUGCAGGUAUAA